AUGGAGAACGGAGCAGUGUACGGCCCCACUACAGAAGAGAACCCGGGACCUACCAGGGGCGCCCGGAGCGGCCUCACUGCCUACUUCUCCCCGGGCCGGCUUCAGUGGCCCCGGCGCGUCCUCAAAGGCUUGCAGCUGUUGCUGUCUUUGCUGGCCUUUAUCUGUGAAGAAGUUGUGUCACAAUGUACUAUGUGUGGAGGACUUUACUUUUUUGAAUUUGUAAGCUGCAGUGCCUUCCUUCUGAGUCUCCUUAUACUGAUUGUGUAUUGUACUCCAGUUUAUGACAGAGUGGAUCCUGAAAAAGUAAAAUCAUCGGACUUUUAUAUUACUCUGGGAACGGGAGUUGUAUUUUUGUUGGCAUCCAUUAUUUUUACUACCACACAUGACAAGACAUCAGCUGAAAUUGCUGCGGUUGUGUUUGGGUUUUUGGCAAGUUUUAUGUUUCUGUUUGACUUUGUCAUUAUGCUCUAUGAAAAGCGACAGGAGGCCCAGCUGACAAAGCCUGAGGUUACCACUAGGGCAGAAGCCCUCACUGAACCACUAAAUGUUCACUGCACCACUUAA
Molecule: messenger RNA, 564 nt
Organism: Orycteropus afer afer
Lineage: Eukaryota; Metazoa; Chordata; Mammalia; Tubulidentata; Orycteropodidae
Gene: CMTM6
Product: CKLF like MARVEL transmembrane domain containing 6
Exons: 4
Coding region: 1-564 (187 amino acids)
Cellular component (GO): membrane
Source: RefSeq, a predicted model, not a curated record